AUGCCGACCACUGUGUCCCAUAACCCCGACUCCGCGGCUUUUCCGCAGUCGGGGCUCCCACAUCAGCAGCAAGUGGUCUCCUUUCAACCAGUCCCCAGCCCCACACCCCCGGGGUGUGCGGUCUGCAUCCUGAGCGACAAAGCCCUACGAAGCCACGAACUAUACUUCUGCGCAAAAUGUAAGGCCAUGUACCACCGGCCCUGUCUCUACGCGCUACAGCAGCAGCAGCAGGAGAGUCAUCAGCCCUCCCCGGCAGCAGCGCUUUUCAGGUGCCGGACCUGCGGGAUCGAGUGCGACCAGCCCCAGGAGCAGGAUACCCGAGUCCCAUCCCCAAUCGCAACUCCCAGCCCACCCUCAGCCCCCGCCACCCCUGGAGCCUGCCGACCCUUCAUCACCACCCCCUACCACUAUACCCGCACACCCGCAGGACUCUACAUGUGUACCUACAUCUACACAGCACCGGACGGGACCACCCGGUUCUGCAAUCUGCAAUUCAGCGCAUGGCCGAACUACCGCAGCCAUCAUCACCGGGCGCAUGAACGGGCGGCGGAUGUAGGGCAUUCCUGCGAGAUUUGUGGGGUACGUAGCGGUAUUAGUGGUGCCAGGACUACGCCCGCGACUGCGACAGCUGCCACUGUCCCUGUCCCUGUCUCUGUCCCUGCCCUUGUCCCGGCCUCAGCCCCGGCCACUACUCUCACUGAUUUCCUUCUGGCCGUGGAGGAGGAGUCCAACGAACCACCGCUGCAUCUCCUGCCCCCGCCCCUCUUUCCCGAGUCGAAACGAGAGGUCAGCAUCAUGGCGGGCCCAACACCGACUAACGUUGGCCCAAUUCCAAUCCCAAUCCCAAUCCCGGCCCCAGCCCCAGCCCCAAGCCCACAACCCACCACCCCCGAAGACACCAAAAGACCCAUCCUCGAGCCCGCAUGCUGCUACUACUAUUUCAAGCGCACCAAAGAAGGUCACUUCACCUGCACCUUCCCCAUCCCCACAAGGACCCGGACCGGAACGCUUACCACGACAACCACCACAGAACCCUGCGGAUGGCGCAUGGAGACGUCACAGGGGUACAAGAAGCAUUUUUGGCGAAAGCAUCUGCGUGAAGCCGAGGCGGGGGGCUCUCGCAGUGCCAUCAGCACCAGUAAAAGCGGCGGUAACAACAGUACUAGCACUGGUGCUAAGGCCGGUAGGGGUACUACCACCGCCGAAGCAGACCCCGUCCCUGAACCUCGACGGCUAAAGCGCCGCCGACGGUCUUCGCUAUCGUCUACAUCGUGCGCCUCACUGACCUCUCCAGUACCACCCCCAUCCGCCAACCCCAUCCAGUUGGAACUGCUCCUGCAGUCACGACAAGAGUACAUCCCGCCGCCGCAGCCGCAGCCGCCGCCGCCGCCGCCGCGCAUCCGCCCGCCCCGGCCGCGGUUCUGCCCGCUCUGCACGCGGGAUUUCGAGAAACUGGGCGCGCUGGUCCCGCAUCUGGAGGCCGACCAUGCCGCGGAGAUUCCGGUCUGUCUGCUGUGUCUGGGGUGUCACCGGGAUUGGUGGGGCCUGCUGCUGCAUUUGGAGGAGGAGCAUCCCGAGUGGGAUGGGUUGUUGGGGGAUCCGUUGGCGCUGCGUCUCGCCUGGAAUUCUGAUCGGGCUAGGCCAAUAUCAACCCAUUUCGAUGCAAUGAUGUGA
Aspergillus japonicus CBS 114.51 is the source of this 1674-nucleotide messenger RNA. RefSeq lists its product as uncharacterized. The transcript has a single exon. NCBI's taxonomy places the organism in Eukaryota, Fungi, Ascomycota, Eurotiomycetes, Eurotiales, Aspergillaceae. Bases 1 to 1674 code for a protein of 557 amino acids. Gene Ontology annotation, molecular function: actin binding; microtubule binding. Gene Ontology annotation, cellular component: cytoplasm; actin filament. The record is from RefSeq and is a predicted model, not a curated record. Gene Ontology annotation, biological process: actin filament polymerization.